GGUCAAAAAGAGAACAGACAAUAAUCAUGUCUCAAGAACUUACCAUCCCUCAACGUGUAAACCACAUUAAACGUGCUUGGGCAGAAGGUAGACCUGCAUUCGGUAUCAUCACCAAAGCUCCUGGUUUGAGUCUCGUUAGGACUUUAGCAGGUUUGAAACGAUAUGGACUUGAUUUCAUUGUGACGGAUAGUGAACAUGGUAAUUACCAUGAAUCUGAGAACCAAGAUACUUUUCAUGCUAUUGCCUCUCUUGGUGUUUCCCCAAUCGCACGUUGUCCAGGUAUGGGAAGUGAAGCGUGGGGGAUUCGCGUUGCCCUUGAUGCUGGUGCUCAUGGGAUCAUGAUUCCUCUUCUUGGUUCUAAGGCAGAAGCACAAGAUGUAGUCUACCGUGCUAAAUACCCUCCUCUAGGUGGUAGAACUUCAGGUGGUUCAUUCCAUACUCAAGCAUUCCAUUUAGAACCACAUGGAAGAACUUUGACGCAAGAAGAAUAUUGGAAAUAUGCCAACGAUUCAACUUUGGUCAUACCGAUUAUCGAAACUAAAGAAGGUUUGGAGAACAUCGAAGAGAUUGUUUCCGUUCCUGGUCUUGACGCAAUCUUCAUUGGUCAAUACGACCUCGCCCUUUCAUUAGGCUCUCUCCCUCAAUCAGCACCAGAAGUUAUCAAUGGUGUCGAACGUAUCUUCAGAGCUGGUAAAGCUGCCGGAGUUCCGGUGAUCGCUUGGGCUCCUGGUGAUCAAGCUAAAGCAGCGGCGGAAGAAGGAUACGAAGGUGUUAUUUUAGGUUUGGAUAUGAGUUUGUUGACAAAAGCUUUUUCGGAAGAAUUGGGGAAAGCCGGUGCGAAGAGGUUGUGGUAGAUAUCAUCCGUCUUGUCUCUCCAUCUCUUUUUGCCUUGCGUAUUUUCGAUGAAAUGUUGGAUUCAUCGAGACUUUCUGGGAUAAUAGGAAAGGAAGUGGGAAGGUGAACGAGGGACAGUGAAAGGGGGAAAAGGUGACGGAUGAGGACCUAAAUGAUUAGAAGGCUUAUCGGGAUAAGGGGUAGUUAGUAGACGAAUGUUUCGGAAAGAAGUAGAGAAAUAUGUGGAUCAGCGGAAAAAUGAAAUAUACACAUCUUGCAUGUACCGAUGCCAAUUCUAU
Tremella mesenterica DSM 1558 is the source of this 1133-nucleotide messenger RNA. RefSeq lists its product as uncharacterized. NCBI's taxonomy places the organism in Eukaryota, Fungi, Basidiomycota, Tremellomycetes, Tremellales, Tremellaceae. Bases 27 to 854 code for a protein of 275 amino acids. The record is from RefSeq and is a predicted model, not a curated record. The transcript is spliced from 5 exons. Gene Ontology annotation, cellular component: cytoplasm. Gene Ontology annotation, molecular function: aldehyde-lyase activity.